Messenger RNA from Paramecium sonneborni, 1331 nucleotides. The record is from the annotation of a GenBank genome assembly. NCBI's taxonomy places the organism in Eukaryota, Ciliophora, Oligohymenophorea, Peniculida, Parameciidae.
AUGAUUUUUAUAUAAAUUGUUUUACACUUAGUAGCUGCUUAUUAAGUUGGUUAGAAUAAAGAUGAUAUUGAUAAUAUUGCCAGUGAAGGUUAUGUUGGAUAACAUCUUAUUAAAUAAAUAAGAGCCUUCCUUAGAAAAGGUUAUCUAUAUAUAUAUAUAUCAUUAUUAGGACAUGAUUAAACAUAAUUCUUAAUUUAUCUAAAUAAUAUGGAAGCUAAAGUUGCUUCUCUUACUUCUGAUGAAUUCUAAUCAUAAUGUGAUACAGGUUUAUCUAAAUUUAUUAUCUUUUAAUAGAACUCUACAAUAUUGAAGAUACUUAAAGAAUGCUUCAAGAUUCCAAAUACAGAGUUACUUCGUUAGAAAAUAAAAUUGCUCUACUUUCUAACUAUACUAAUAAGUUUGCUUCUAUAAUUGAUGAAAAAUAAGCUAUUCUUUAAGUCACUGAAAAUACCGUUUCUGAUUUAGUGUAAAUUAGAGAGAAUGAAGUUUAUAUAUCUCAAGUUAUUAUUUAUAGAUUUCUAUGUUUGAAAGAAGAAGAAGUGAAAUAACUAUGUCUAGUGGAAUCAUUCGUAGAUCUAAAGGAUUAAUUGGAUAACUCAUACCAAAAAUGCCUGAUCUUGCUCCAUAAACGAAAUUUGCUAAAUAAGACAAUGAAUUAGAAAUUAGUUAUGAAGAUAUUAGAUCAGAAUUCUUAUAAAUAAGAAAUUAAGCUUAAGAAUAAUUGGGACAAUCAAAUCCCUUUAGUCAAAUUAUUGGUACUUGAAUUUUCUUUAUCAAAUAAAGAAUCAUUCGCCCAAAUUCCAGAAUAGACUGGAAAUCUAGAACAUGUCAAUUAUGUUGUUGACAUGCUUGCUAAUAUGUUAUCAAUAUUAUUAUUACUAUUAUUAGGGAAUAAAAUCUUGCUGAUACUAAUAUUGUACUCUUUAAUGCUGAAUAAUAAAGAUAAGAAUUACAUGAAAGAUUAUUAGAACAUGUUGAUCAAUAAACUGAAUAAUUAAAUCAAUAAAUCUCUGAAUUAGAAUCAAUGAUUUCUGAUAUGGAAUAAUAAAUCUAAGAUCAUUAAGCUGAAAUCUAAGCUGAAUUAUAAAAUCAAGAAAAUAUUCAUUAAAUCUAUGAAGAAUAUAUUGAUGCACAUGAAUCCACUUUAGUAAUCUAUUUUAUCUAAAUCUUAGCAUACUCAUGAUGAAGAUAUUAAAAAUAAUAUCUUACUUAUUAAAAUGAUUAGAACACUCAAGAAUGAUUUCAUGAAUGAUUUCGAUUCAAGUUCAAGAUAUAUUUUAACUCCUCGUUUUCAUUUUUAGAAUCUUUCCAGUUUAAUAUAAACAAAUUGA